Molecule: messenger RNA, 1410 nt
Organism: Coprinopsis cinerea okayama7#130
Lineage: Eukaryota; Fungi; Basidiomycota; Agaricomycetes; Agaricales; Psathyrellaceae
Exons: 6
Coding region: 1-1410 (469 amino acids)
Biological process (GO): DNA-templated transcription
Cellular component (GO): nucleus
Molecular function (GO): DNA binding; zinc ion binding
Source: RefSeq, a predicted model, not a curated record
AUGACACUUCCAAGAGCAUCGCUCGCCAUGAAUCUCAUAGCACCGGAAACUCCAGAAUCGCGUCUCAGGAGUGAAACGGGUAGUCCCGAUGCAACAGCAGGGAAACAAGCUUCGAGUGGAGAUACAGAUCCUUUUAUGGAUCUAUUGUUUUCAGGCUGGAACCCUGACCUCCCCGAACCCUCUGUCCUCGACCAUUACAUCGACGUCUUUUUCAAAUGCGAUCCGUGCGGUUCUCGAGUGCUCCAUAAACCAUCAUUCCUCGCCGCCAUGAAGUUAACACCCAAAGAUCCCGAUUUCCCCCACUCUGCAAUCCUCCACGCUAUAUGCGCCUCGGCAUCGCGGUGGUAUCCUCAAAAUGUUAUAACGUUGCCAGAUAGCACGCGCCGGGAUCAAUUCGCGGAAUUCCAUGCCAGCAAGACACGACAAUACAUUGACAAGACGAUGGCGAGUGGCGAAGACAUCUUCUCUGUCAUGCAAGCUUGCAUUUUACUCUCCUGGUACUUCUAUCAGGAAGGACGCUGGGUGGAGGUCUGGAUUUUCGCUGGUUUCCAAACCAGGGUUGCCGUCCCCCUCCGCCUGAACUACCCUGGAACCUUCUCAACCCAUGGAAACAACUCGCCAGGAGCAUAUCUAGCGCCUCCCAAGGAUCUCCGUGAUCUAGAAUCGCGGAGGAGAACCUGGUGGAUGACGAUCCUUUUUGAUCGCAUAGCCUCAGUAGGAGGAUGGAUACACGCAGUUGACGAGAGGGAUUUAGGGACGGAGCUACCGCUCAGAACAGAAGACUUCGAGUCAGGUCGACAGAUCCCUAGCAACACCCAACAUUUGGGACAGGCGGACGUCUAUACUCGCCACCCACCCCAAUACACGGAUUCGUUCUUACUGCUGAUCAAGGCGGUCAUGUUGUUUGGGAAAGUGACAGACUUCAAUGUUCGAGGGAACUUGCGUGCGCCCACAGCGCCCAGCAAGAACCAGAACCCUUUCUCCCUGGCUGGCUUCAAAGAACUGGAUCAAUUGGUCUGUGAAGACUUUAUUGCCAACCUUCCCCAAAUCUUCAGAACGAACAACGGCGUAACCCAAUCACCCGAUGGGGGCAGUACUUUGGAUACUGACCUUUACAUGGUCCACAUCAUCCCACAUGCCGCAACCAUUACUUUGCAUAACCCUUAUAUCGAUUUCGCUGAUCCCAGCAACAUCUCCAUGACACGCUGCGUUAACUCAGCGAAGCAAAUCUUGAAUGCGUUUUAUACGGUUUCUCAAGCGUCUCUUGACAUCACUCGACUCCAUCCCUUUGUGACAAUUUGUUGGUAUCUUGCCGCCGUGGUAUUGGUCCAACUAUGCAAACAUUAUAUCGAAACGGACGAACAAGAGAAGGAGGCCCGUAUUUGGGGUGAGAUCAACGUGCUCAGGUGA